Molecule: messenger RNA, 2661 nt
Organism: Lytechinus variegatus (green sea urchin)
Lineage: Eukaryota; Metazoa; Echinodermata; Echinoidea; Temnopleuroida; Toxopneustidae
Product: blastula protease 10-like
Exons: 8
Coding region: 242-2056 (604 amino acids)
Biological process (GO): proteolysis
Molecular function (GO): metalloendopeptidase activity; zinc ion binding
Source: RefSeq, a predicted model, not a curated record
GUGUUUCGGCCAAAUACCAUGCCGGUCUUUCGAAGUUACAUAAAAAAAAUUAUAAAUUUUUUUAUAAUAGUUAUUCUACAAGACCAAGAAAAAAAAUUCUGAAAAUUUAUUACACUUUGUCACGUGAGAAGUGCAACUGUAGAUUUUGUCAUUCACACAAGGAGAGGCAUCUUUACGAAGCUACCCUCAAAUUAUUUUUUAUCACACGAAUGCGUGUAUUAAUCAGACUAUUUUAGUGAUAAUGACAGUAAGUGAAAUGAGUAGAAUUAUUCUGCUGUUAAUCAUCUGUUCGACUAUUGUACCAGACUGCUAUGGCGCACCUGCUGUGGAAAAAGAUCUACAAAGAGAACGCCGUGGCGCUGAUGAUGAGAACGAUAUUCCAGCAUCCCCAAUGGAAGAAGAGAGCGACGGCGCCUUUCAGUCCGACAUCAUGCUGACAGACGAACAAUGGGCGAAUCUCUGGGAGAUGCUUGAUGAUGAGCGUGUUCAUGGCGACCGGAGAAGAAAGAAGAGAAAAGCAGUGAUCUUUCAGCAGAGGAGAUGGCCUCUGAAGACAGUACCCUUUGAGUUAUCCAGUGAUUCUGCCGGUGAUAUCGGGGUGAUCAUGACAGGUAUGAAGCAAUGGACCGAUCAUACCUGUAUCAAGUUCCAACCUUACAGUCCAGAUCAGAUCUACAGUGAACUCGGGCACAAUUCUAGACUCUCAUUUGUGAAGGAUUCCCGAGGCUGUUGGUCGUAUCUCGGUCGGGUGUUCUCCGGUGCCCAGCAAAUCUCAAUCGGGGUGGGAUGCGAAUCGCCUGGCGUCGUCGCGCACGAGAUCGGCCACGCUAUCGGGUUCCACCACGAGCAGUCUCGACCUGAUCGCGAUGACCACGUGACCAUCCACUGGAACAACAUCCAAUCAGGGACCGAAGUGAACUUUGUUAAGUACACCACUAAUCAGGUGACGACACGUGAGAUCCCCUACGACCCCGGCUCGCUCAUGCACUACGGCACUCAUUACUUCUCCAAAAAUGGAUUUCCAACAAUCACCACGAAAGAUCUUUCCAAACUUGGCCUACUCGGCAACCGCGAUUACCUCAGCUUUCUCGACAUCAAACUCGCUAACAUCAUCUACAAAUGCAACGAGGAGUGCACUACGGAAAUCGUGUGUCUCAAUGAUGGUUACCAGGGGCCUAACUGCAACUGCGUGUGCCCACCGGGUUUCAGCGGGACCUUCUGCCACCAAACAGGUGGCCCAGUAGAUCCCGUGGGCCCUUCUGAAGAAUGUAUGCACACAUACACUGCUGCCUACGGCGAGAUCAAAUCUAUUAACUACCCCGGGAAUUAUGACGACCUGUUUGAUUGCAGCUAUCGCAUUCAGGGAGGGCAGGGGUCGUCGAUCUCGCUCGUGUUCAGUGAUUUCGACUUCGAGGACCAUGAAAACUGCGAAUACGACUACCUCAACAUCCGAUCUGGUGACAACGACCUGACAGGAAAUACUUUCUGCGGCAGUGAGCGUCCACCUGCAUUCUAUACACAGAACAGCGAGAUGAUUUUGAAAUUUCAUUCUGACCCUUACGUCAACGGUCGUGGAUUCCGUGCGACCUAUAACAUCAUCGGUCCCCUUGUCGGAGAGGAAUCAACGACUGUUCCAACGACCACGGCCCAGACAACAACACAGAUGACCACGACUACCGAAGGAGAGGGUGGAGAGUUCGUCGGUUCUUGCGGUGGAUAUUUUUCAGCUCUGACUGGCACUUUGGCUUCUCCGAACUAUCCGGCCGACUACUCGAACAACGCUGUCUGCUACUACACCAUGGUUGCUCCCGCUGGUCGUCGCAUCGAGCUCACUAUUCACCACCUGGACGUCGAACCCUCGACCGAGUGUGAGGGCGAUUACGUCAUUGUGAAUCCGGGCAGCGGGAUUGAAGUCUUAAUGAGGGUCUGUGGGUCUCAGGCGCCAGGCGGUACCUUCAUUUCUUUACAGAACUGGCUUCAAAUUCGAUUUAGGUCUGAUUCCUCUGGCACACGCUCAGGAUUCACAGCCUCAUAUCGCACCGUAGAUAUCAUCUAAUCAUGGCAUCUAACUCUGGUCCCCGCUCUGGUCCAGGUGGACGUUUCAUGAAGAUGUUUGUUGGUUAUGUACGACUGAUUACACGACUAAAUGAUAUAUCCCCAUGUAUGGCUGACUCGCCGCCUAAGAACAAAGUCCAAUCGUUUGUAAAGUCACUCGUAACUUUACAAAGAGCUUAUGGAAACCAGGCUAUGGUGCCCCUAAGAAAAAAAAGGAACUUACAGGACUGAGGAAGAUGCUGGAUAUAAUUAUGAAAGCUGGGAGACUUGAUUUCGUGCUUACAGAUUGAUGGAAGUUAUUGAGAAGCUGACUGGCAUACCGAAUAUUGUGCUAUAUUCAGAUUGUGCGGAGUUUGGAAAAGAGAAUAACUUGUUUGCUAUUUAUAAGAACAGGGGCGGCGGAUCGAAAUUGGAAGUGGGGUGGCACAGGGAGGUAAAGGGCACUUCGUAUUUUGAAAAGUGCAUCUUACAACCAAAUACGAUAAAAUUAAAUUAGAAUAUCUACCCCACUCUUAGAUGUCUCAAAUAAUAAUCAAAAGUCGUUAACAAGAAAACGGUAUCAGGCGCUUAUUCUUAUCAAAGGAUACGGGUGCACACCGUAAAUCC